Messenger RNA from Salvelinus sp. IW2-2015, 575 nucleotides. NCBI's taxonomy places the organism in Eukaryota, Metazoa, Chordata, Actinopteri, Salmoniformes, Salmonidae. The record is from RefSeq and is a predicted model, not a curated record.
AUGUGGGAUGAGAGAGAGGGCCAGACAUGAGGGGUCCAGGGCCAGACACAGAGAGGGUCCAGGGCCAGACACGAGAGGUCCAGGGCCAGACACGAGAGGUCCAGGGCCAGAACGAGAGGUCCAGGGCCAGACACGAGGGUCCAGGGCCAGACACGAGGGGUCCAGGGCCAGACACGAGAGUUCCAGGGCCAGACAUGAAAGGUCCAGGGCCAGACAUAAGGGGUGAUAGGAGAGGGUCAGGGCCAGAUAUGAGAGGGGAUAGGAGAGGGCCAGACAGGAGAGGUCCCAGUCCAGACAUGCAAGAUCCAGAAUCAGACAUAAGGGGUGAUAGGAGAGGUCCAGACAUUAGAAGUCCAGGACUAGACACAAGAGGUGAUAGGAGAGGCCCAGGGCCAGACACGAGAGGUCCAAGGCCAGACAUGUGGGAUGAGAGGAGAAGGGCAGACAUGAGGGGUCCAGGGCCAGACAUGAGGGGUCCAGGGCCAGAGAGGAGAGGUCCAGGGCCAGACAGGAGAGGUCCAGGGCCAGACAGGAGAGGUCCAAGGCCAGACAGGAGAGAGCACAAUCUGUGGUAA